AUGGCCUGGGAUCACGCUCUUCGUCUUCUACAUGUUCCUGCCUGGUCGACCGUGAUGGUGACCUGGUUGACUUUUCAGGUGUUGGCGCACCCUGAUGGGCCGCCCCAACCCAACUCCACUCGCUCCGACGUGCUUGCGAACGCGCAAGCCUUUUCUUCUUUGUCUUCGGCUCCCGAUCAACACGAGCUCCACGACCCUCCUCCUGAUCGACUCGGUGACCCCCCUGCCUCCUCGAGCGUGUCUUUGCCGGGCUCUAUGGGGGCUACUACGACUUUGAUUUCACCGACCUCGCUGCCCUCUACUCCUUCUUCUACCCAUCGCUAUCGUGCACCAGUUCCUGGCAACGUCACGUUCACCGAAGACCCCGUUACUGGCUUCAGAAUCUGGCACGACUCGCGUGCCGACAACUGGCCAAUGAUGCGGGACCAGGCCACGGACAUCAUUGAGUGCAACCUCCGCUACAUGGUGCGUGAUGGGGACUCCGCCACGGCGGGGGAAAUCGCCCACCAACUGUGGGAAAUGUUCGAGGCUCCGUGCGGCGAUUCCAUGGUGGACUGGUGCUACUCUCAGGCCGCUCGACCUGCGCGGGACGUCUGUGCAAGGUACGCUCGCCGACACCGACCUCGGGAUGGAACUGACUUGGACGAGGCCGAAACGGAUCUACUACAUCGCCUGGAAAAGGGGGUGUAUGAAGCUGCGGCCUCUAAUGCUCGAGGCAUCCGGAGAAUGCAGGAAUACUUCGAGCAACGUCGGGCCCGGCGGGCUGCUGCCUCCCCUCCUGUUACCCCUACCCUCUCACGUAACACUCGGCGCAGGCUGGAACCUGACGAGGGAGGGGACGAUGCUGAGCUUGACACUGAGGGUGAUGUGAACUCCCUUGUGGGCACGUCUCAGCGAUCCUCCCGGACACCACGGACUACCAGGCCCAACCGUCCUGACCGCCCACGCUCGAGGACCCCAACGGUUACGGAGGUUACAGAGUCCACCGUGUGGCUCACACCUCAUGGGGCUCUUCACACAGACCCGGGUGCUCCUUCCAGCACUGCGGGCCCGGUUGACACUACGGAGGCAAUUGCUGAAUGGUUGCAGUUGCUGGGAUUCACUGACGACUCUGGGGUUAGCCUCCCUACAACCGUGCCGGAGCACAUGCAGAGAGCGGUUCAGACCGCCCUUACCUCAAUGUGCCCACGAGCCCGGGGGCUCAUGCAGCGAAGCUUACCACAGUGCCUCAACUACAUCCAGGAUGAACUCAUACAGCUGAUCGAGACUGGAAUCCCACCGCCUCCAACAGCACCACGGCCCAGACCCUCUGCCAGGCCCUCAUCUGCCCCGGCUCGUCCUUCUUCCGGGGCGUCGUCUUCUGCUCGCCCACCGCCUACCACAGCUGCGGACUCGGAUAUGGUCGAGGUGAUUGCCGAGUACGACGAGACUGACGAGGAACUCUUGAUGCAGGUGGGUAUGCGGGUAAAGGGAGAGUCGGCUGGGCACGACGAUGCCUGUCUCGUUCAGCGAGGGAUACCACUACCACCACAUCGCGAUCUACCUCAUGCUGAUCCACCGGCACCAGACAAUGAGGGGGACAUCACGGGUCCUCCUGAACAGGUCCCUGCUUCACCUCGCUCCAGGUCGCGAUCGCCAGCUUCCACCAGCGGGGAAGAAGCAGAACCUCCGGCAGAAGCUCAACGCUGGCUCGAAGGUGCCCAGCUGAGACUGGCUCUGUUGCGCAACUGCGGCGGGGGAAACGGAGGGCUCGUGCGAGUGUUCAGAGGGCUAGUCUCCAACAGGGACUCGCCAUCCUACGAGGCCUACGCGCGACCCUUUGUCAGAUGGCUGAGCCGGGGGAUCACCAACCCAUAUGGGGACGACCAUGCCGACGACCUGGUCUGGGCCUCGUGGGUUGAGAACCUGCUCUGGUUGGACUGGGUUGCCUUGCGCAUCCCCCCGCCGGGCACACCACGAAGGCAAGUUGGCAUCUUCGAGGCGGUUGAUGGAAUUCGAGCGGGCACCAACACCUACCGGGUCCUCCGAGAGACUCCCCUGGACGAGGCCAUCAUCUUGCCCGAGGAUGUGGACUCUGAAAACGCGAUCUACUCGGAGACCGACCUCCCCAUGCCCCUCAUCGAGCUCCUCUUCGCCGACCUCUUCAUGCCCCUCCACUCCUCGGGCCUCAUGGAAACGUCCCUGGCUACACGACGGGCCUCCCCAGUUGAUGGCCUGUCUUCUGUACUUCAGGGUGUGGACUUCCGCCUCUCGCAAACGGAGGUCAUGGCGCGUGUGAGGCGAGCUUUGACGCUCCUGCACCGCCUACGUCACUACUAUGACAUCAGUGGAGGACGGUGUGGCCUUCCUGCUGCCGCAGAGGGGGUCGAAGCCUUACUGACGGCGCAUGCUGUGGCCGAUGGCGGCGAUGAGACGGUCACAGAGCCUGGGAACGAGGACACCAGCUUCAUUGAGCAAUGGUGGGUGGCAUAUGAAGACAGCGAACUCCGUGCUUGGCAGGCGGACGCAAAGAGCAUGAUGGACUUUUGGGACGAUGCCGAACGCCGCCACCAGAAUGAGCUGGAGAACUCUCGCCGUGCACGGGAAUGGGAUGAUUGGGCUCUGUUCGAUGAACUCAUGGCACCUCCGGCUCGAAAACGGCGCCGGGUUGUAGUCCGUGUGCACGAGCCUUCGAGUGGUGCAUCGAGCUCGCAUGAGCUGCCUCUUCCCCCCGGCGGAGUGAUCCACCUUGAGGUUCACACGGGAGAACAAGCUGCAGGAGAACCAGGAGGGCGGACCAGUGAUAGCGAUACCACCACAAUACGAGCUGCUCCCCUGACGACGGUUGGUGAUCGGGACACCUGGGCACAUGGACAGCUCCGUGGCGAUGACCGUGAUACCGUCCUUGACCUACCUGACUCUGGUGAAGGAGUACUGUCUGAGCUGGGGGUGAGUCCGCUGGAGGUGCCUGUGAUGCCAGAUCAGUCGAUGUGGGGACACGGUGAUGGUGGUGAGCAAAGGAAUGCUGCAGCUGUCGAACAUCGUGAUGAUGCUGAGGGUGGCAGCGUAUGUGACGAUGGAGGUAUCUGA
Molecule: messenger RNA, 3069 nt
Organism: Symbiodinium sp. CCMP2592
Lineage: Eukaryota; Dinophyceae; Suessiales; Symbiodiniaceae
Source: the annotation of a GenBank genome assembly